AUGAGCAGAUGCAUGUCCAUGAAAGCGAGAGAGCUCAGCGGCAAGCUGCCUGCAUCCUCAGAGCAGCAAGAGCACCAUUGUUCAGGCGAAGCAGGGCAGCGGCAGGGACGAGCUGACGACGGCGACGGCGAGAUCGUGCACUUCAGCCACCCGGAGCACCGGCUGGGGCGGUUCGACUUCCCCUACCUGUUCAUGUGCAUGGGGUGCAAGGAGUACGGCGCCGGCAGGAGGUUCAUGUGCCGGCUCUGCGGCUUCCAGCUGCACGAGUUCUGCGCGCUGGCUCCUCCGUCUCUCCAUGACCACCCCUUCCAUCCCAAGCACCAACACCUCCUCUUCUUCGUCAAACCAGGUGGAUUCCUGCGGUGCAAGUGCGACAUAUGCGGCAAGUCGGUGAAGGGCUUCUCGUUCCGGUGCGCGUCGUGCAGCUUCGACAUGCACCCCUGCUGCGCGGCGAUGGGGCGGACGAUGGAGCUACCGGCGGCGCACGAGCACCCGCUCACGCUGGCACCGCCCCCGCCGCCGUCGUCGUCGGCAACGGCAACGGCGCCGGCGACGGCGGAGACAAGCUUCGUGUGCCAGAUGUGCCGGAGGUGGCGGCGGUCGUCGCCGCGGCAGAGCGUGUACCAGUGCGUGGCGUGCGGGUACUGCCUCCACGCCAGGUGCGCCAAGGACGUGGUGAACGGGCUGUACGAGCACGGCGUCGUGCCGCCGGAGAAGGGCAGCGCGCUCGUCGCCGCCGCCAAGGUCACCAUCAACGCGCUGUUCGGCGUCAUCGGCGGCCUCGUCGAGGGCAUCGGGGAGGGGAUCGGCGAGGCCUUCGUCGAGAACAUCGGGAGGAGCAGGGGCAGAAGCUUCAGAUAAACAAAACUCUGCAACCGAUGAUAAAAUACA
Oryza brachyantha (malo sina) is the source of this 891-nucleotide messenger RNA. RefSeq lists its product as uncharacterized. The record is from RefSeq and is a predicted model, not a curated record. The transcript has 2 exons. Lineage: Eukaryota; Viridiplantae; Streptophyta; Magnoliopsida; Poales; Poaceae. The coding region runs from base 1 to 861 and encodes 286 amino acids.